UGUAGUUGAGGCUGGCCUUACUAUAUAUCCCAGGCUGGUCUCCAGUUUGCAGCAGUCUUCCUGAGUGCUGGGAUUACAGGCAUGUGCAACCACUUAUAUUAUUUUUUAAACUGCAUUUCAAAUAUUUUUGUGCCAAACUGAAAUAGUUAUGACCUUACUUAUUUAGAAUAAUUGGUAACCUAAAUCUAGGCUUAUUAGUACUUACUCAGAGCAGUAUUUUCAUUUGAGGAAAAAAAAUUCUAGUAAUCUUAGCUUUUGAUAUUAGAACCUUUAAAAAAUUAAAAUAGUGAUUUAGGAUAGGAAAGAAAAGAUACUACCAUGUGUGCUAUGCAAAUAAAGUCAGAAGUACAGAGAUUUCUCUAUAUAUGUAGAUACGUUUAGGUACGUAGUUAUUGUACUUGAAAGAUUAAAUCAAUCUCCCUCUUCCACUUUCCCUCCCCCAUAUAUCUAUCUGUAUCUAUUUGUAUCUGCAUCUGCGUCUGCAUCUUUGUCUCCCUUUAUCUCUGUAUUUCUAUGUAUAUCUCUGUAUAUACAUACAGAGAUAUCCAGCAGCUCCAAAAGUUAUCAGUCUAUUAAAAGGCAGUGUUCUAAUUGAUAUUAACAAUUAUGAUGUCAGCCUAUUAGCAAUCUUUGUGUUCAGAAUUCUUAGUUUGAGGAGGCUGAGUAGAUAAAUUAUACAUCUUAUGGAAAUUAAAAUAUAAAUAUUAAUUGAAAAAGUUCCUCCAUUACUUGGAAAAUGUAGGAGCCAUGUAACUAUGGAUUUUAUGGACUAAGGCUUGGUAAUUUUCAUUGUUAUAUUGUCAAACACUAGAGUUUUGUAACAUGAAUAGUUAGGUUCAGACAGUGAUAUUUCUUUUAAGGACGUAUAUUUUUAAGGGAAUGUUGAUGGAGGUGGUAUUCAAUAGAAUAAAGAAAGUAUUCUUACUAAUUUCCUGAGCUUUGAGUGAACAAUUGCUAUGUACUUCAUUUUUAGAAUCGAAUUUUCAUAACUACCUUUUAAAGGUAGGAGUCAUCUCCAUUUUGCAGAUAGAAGCUGAAAUGCUUGGAAAAAUGACAUAACCAACGCUUCAUAGAUAGAGUGGUGCUGUCAUUGUGCCAACCCAAAUCUGUCCCAAUUCCAAAGUUCUACUCUUAAGUCUAAGUUAUAGUUUCUCAUUUUCAAACCUAACUAAAUAUUAAAUGUAAUAUGUAUGAGAAAAAUGUGGAAAGAUCAUAUCGUACAUGGUUUUAUUUUAGUGCUCUGCAUACUGUUUUGGUCAGUUGAUUUAAUUUUUUUUCAUUGAGAUGGCAUACCACUGUGUAGCUCAGGCUGAUCUGCAACUCACUGUGCAGCCCUGGCUGGCUUUGUACACUUGCCUUUAUCUCACCAGUGCUGGGAUUACAGGCAUGUGCUAUCAGUUAAAUAUUUUUUAAUUUGUGGGUUCCUCCAUUAAGAAAAAAUAAAAUGUACAUGCAAACUAGCAUUCUAUUUCUCCAUUUUCCUUUGUAAUUGAUUGAACUUGAUGGAACCUUUCAAACUUUGUCUUACUUGGUCAGUUGUGUUAAAUCUCAGCUAACCAUGGCAGUCUGAAAGUGUUAUAAAGCUACCCUACAGUAAAGUUUUUCUCACCCAAUGUCACACUGGCUGCUUUGUCUCCGAGUAUAGCACUGAACCAUGAGUAAGGUGUACUUGUUGAUUGUGAAAGUAUACAAAGACUAGAUACAUUAGUCUUUGUUUUGUUUAGACAGUAUAAUAAAUUUUAUUCUUGAUGAAACAUGGUAUUAGUAGAUUUUGGUAUGUUUCUUUUCAAAAUAAGUAUGUAUGCUUUCCUGGUAUUGUCAUAAAAUUUACUCAGGUGACUUGAAGCUCACAUUUUAUAGUUUUACACAGACACACAGCACUUUGUACAUGCAAGUGCAACCAUAGUUUUAACAUUGUUAUAAUUUGUACAAAUAUUAAAUGUUAUAUUUUUAUUAAUUUUGAUCUAUGUAUCUGCAUGUAACCCACACCUAUCAAGAGACAGCAUGUUUCUUGCAUUCCUGAAAGCUCCUAUGCUUCUUGCCUAUUGGUUUUGAAUCUGUGUAUAUGAGCAUAUAUACAUAUAUGUACAUGUAUGUACAUAUACUGCAACUACUCUUCUGAUUUAUUUCAGUAAAAAUUAGUUUUCCUGUUUCAGAAGUAAUGUGAAAUCAUGCUGUGUGUACUUCCUAAGGAAUGGCUUCUUUUCUUUAGUUUUUGAAUUGAUCCAUAUUGUUUGUGCUAUCAGUUUUAUUCCUUUUUAUUGCUGAGUAGUAUUAUUUUGUAUUUUUAAUUAUAGCACUCAUAUAUUUAGGAUAUAGGUCAUUUUCUAUAUUUUGAUAAUACUACCUCCCCAUUUUAGCUUGCUCUUUAUAUUUUUUUGAUACAGGGUCUCGCCAUGUAAUUCAGACCAGCCUUGAACUCACUAUGUAGCCCUAGCUGGCCUCGAACUUAUGGCAGUCCUCCUUCCUUUUAUUUUGAGUAUUAUUUGUUAAAUUUUUUAUAGUACUUUUAUUAUCCUAAAGAAUUCUUUGUUUACUUUUAUGUACUUUUCUAGAAUUGUUUUUAGAAGCUAUGUAUUGGUAGUUUCAUAUAUUUGGAUCUAUGAUCCUUUUCAACUAAAUUUUGGUGUGUAGUAUAAGAAAGGUCAAUUUUUUUCCCUAGACAGGGAUCUAGAUAUUUCUGGUACCUUUUGCUGAAACAAUUUUCCUUUCUCCUUGAAUUGUUUUACAGUUUUUAUUGAAAUUCAGUUUGUGGAUUUUUGUUUUUGUGUUUUGGAACCUCUAUUAUUUUUCCUGAUAUUUUUGUUUAUGCUUAUUCCAGUCUGACUGCCAUGGGCUUUGUAGUCUGGAAAUCAGGUUGUGCCAGUUCCCCAAGUUUGUCUUUUGUUUUCUUUCCUAAGGUCGUUUUAGCAGUCCUAGACUGUUUAUGUCUGUGUGUUGUGUUAGUCAGCUUUCUGUGCCUGUGACAAAACAGCUGAGAAAACAAUUUAAGUGAAAAAAAAUUUAUUUUGGUUCAUGGUUUAAGUGGUUUCAGUCCAUGGUCUUCUGAUUCUAUUGUUUUGACCUGUGGUGAGGCAGUAUAUCUUGUCAAAAGGUCAUGCAGAAAAAGAGCAGAAGUGGUUACUUCAGAUGGCAGCCAGAGGGAGGCAGGCAUAGAGAGGAGAAGGGGAGGAGUGCUUUUCUGGGAAUAAGACACAGUGUAGUCCCAAAGGGCCUGCCCCAUGACUCAUUUUGUUCAUCUAGACCUCAUCUCUUAGUAGUCUGUCACCUAUGAAUUUAUCCAUAGAUUAAUCCAGGGAUGAGGUUAGCACCCUCAUGAUCCAGUCCCUUCUCCAGAUGCCCAUCUGCUAGCAGUUACGGCUUCAGUGUGUCUUUUAGGCGAAAGUUUGGAUCUCACCCCUAACACACAGAUUUACAAUCAUUAGCUUGUUUGUUCUGCAAAUAAUGAAACAAACAAACAAACAAAAAAGCUUGAAUUUUAACUGGAGUAGUAAUGAAUCUAUAGGUAAGUUUGGGGAAAAAUGAUAUUCUUAACAAUGUUGAGUUUUCAAUUUCAUUAAGAUAGUUAUUGCCCACUUAUCUAGGACUUUUUAUUUACUGUGUCUUGAUGGCAUUUUAAAGUUUUCAGAGUAGAGAUUUUACACAUCUUUUAUUAAAUUUACCCCUAUUUCCUUUUGGCCAUUGUAAAUUGUUUAUUGUUUCAUAAUUUCACUUCCUGUUAUUUGUUAUAAGUAUAUAGAAAUGAAAUGAUUUUUUUGUAUUUUGACAGAGUUUGUUAAGUUCUACAGAAUACUUUAGCAGACAUUUUAGUGUUUCUUAUUUAGACAUUCAUAUCUUUAUUUUCUUGAAUGUCUUUUGUUUUUUCUCUUUCAUAUUUUCUUGGCUGGGACUUAUAGUUUAAAAUGUAUAGAAUGGUGAGAGAAGACAGCGUUUACAUUUUUCCAUUCUUAGAGAGAAAAACAUUUAAAAUUUUUCAUCAUUAAAUAUGUCAAGAGUAGUUUUUCUUGUGGAGUGUCUUUAUCAGGUUGAAGAGGGUUUUUUUUUUUUUUGCAUGAUAGUGGUGUUUAUUUUUUCUUUUAUGCUUUGUGUUUUUUGUUUUUGUUUUUUGGAUUUUUGAGACAGGGUUUCACUUUAUAGUUCUGACUGGCUUUGAACUCAAUUUGUAACCCAGGCUGGCCUCAAACUCAUAGCUGUUCUCCUGCUUCAGUCUCCCAAGAACUGGGAUUACAGGCCAUGCCUGGCUGAAGAGUUUUCUCUCUCUAGUGAAAAUUUUCUUUGUGUAGAAAAAAUUUAAGUACCAGUAUCUUUAAUUUUGCUAAAUAUUUUAAAUUACCAAUUCAAUGAUACAUAAUGAGACAAAGUUAAGAAUAUAAGCUUGUUUUUUGCCUUUAGAGAUCAUUAAAUAAGUAGAUUGUGCUGUGUAUUGUAGUUUGUAUUCUAGCUCUUAGACCAAGUAAAUUUGAUAUUAUAAUUUGAUAACACACUUAAAAUGCACUGCUACUGCAUUUGUAUAGUAUUUGAAAUCUUUCAAAUACCAAUUAAUCAUUUUUUUUGCCAAAUAUGAUUUUCAAAACACCAGUCAAAUAAUCAUACUAAUUUUGGUUUAGGUGGAGGCAUAGAUGACUAAUAUUCUUAAUUUGUAUAUGUUAGGAGGUUAGUUUUUAGCCAUAGAUUUUCUACUCUUUGUGUGUGUGUGUGUGUGUGUGUGUGUGUGUGUGUGUGUGUGAAUCUAGUCUGUUGUACAAGGAACUGCAAGUAACUUUAUUCUGAGCAUCAGAAAAACUGUUCUAGUCUACAUUUUAUAUACUUCAUGUUAAAAAUGUUAAACUUUUUUUGUUUUGCCUAAUACUAUAAUGUAGGGACUUGAGAGCUAAUGGAAACAAAACAGGUGUUUUCUUCUCUUGUGGGGCUUGCAAUCUAGUCAAAACAAAACUGAGUAAAAUAAAUAAUUAUAAACUGCAUUAAGUGUGGGAUCUUGUUUCAUCCACUGUAGGAAACUCAGGGAAUUUCCUCAGAGAAAAUAUUUGGACAGAGACAAAAGAUUACAUCUGAAUUAAAGAAGUGUGAUAGCAUAUUAGAAAGUAGGUAUAGCUAUCCUGAAGCAGUAUGCAGGGCUGGUGGUGAGGGAGAUGGGCUAGAAGAGGCAAAGGCAGUUUGGGGAAUAUUAAAUAAAAGAGAAAUGAGAUUGGACACAUACAUGAAGACUAGAUUUUAAAGCAUGCUUUGGGACUUUAUACUAAGUGCAGUAUAAAACCCCUGAAAUAUUCUAAACAGGGAAAUGACACAAUCUGGUUUGCAUUUUGCAAAGAAUAUACUGUCUGUUUUGUGGAUAAUGGAUUGAAAAGAAGCCAUAAACAACUCAAGAGAGACCAGAUUGGAAACCACUUCAGUUUCCCAAGCACAAGAUCAUCCUAAUUUGCCUAGGAUGAUGACAGUGGGAGGGGUAGUUGAGGAGAUCGAUGUAGCUUAAAUACAUGCACCUUUUCGUACCUUUUAUUUUAUUUUAUUUUAUUUUAUUUUAUUUUAUUUUAUUUUAUUUUAUUUUAUUUUUGAUACUGGGAAUCGAACCUCAUGCUUGCCAGGCAGGCACUAUGCCACUGAGCUAUAUCUCCAAACCAGUACCUUUUAAAAUGUAUUAAAAACAAAAUGUUUACUGUAGCCUCUGUUUACUUGUUAUGAUAUUCUAUUGCUUUUAAAUAAAAUCAGAUGUUUAUAAUAUGUCAUCUAAUAAAUUUAUAUACUUUUAACUAUUAGAAGUAGUUGUGAAGUAAUCCCAAAUAACGAUUCCUCUUAGAUAUUUCCUGAGUAUCAUUCAUCGGUGGAAAGGAGUAAUUGGUAAUGAUUAGAAAAAGAAUGACAGUAAUAAAACACCUAAUGACCCUUAAAAGGAAAACAAUGAUGCCUAAUGUGAAAACAAAGAAUGCACCAUGUAAUGAGCUAUGUAAAUAUGUGAUAUUAAUGCUGUCUUAUUAUUAGAGCUUCACAUUAUACAUUAGUUCCUAUUGUAACCAUAUUAAAAAAAAAGAUAGGAAAAGUAAAGGGCUAGUACAGUCAGUUGCUAGGAAGAAGAAAAUUAUCUUUUUAUACCUAUUGAAGCUUUUUUCUUUUAACUUAGUGGAAUCAAAGAAAGGCUUCUUGGGUCAAAGACACUGCUUCUUAAAUUGUCUCAUGUUCAUGUGUCUUUGGAAGCAUGUGUAAUUUUGGAUUAUAUACAGUAUUUUUAGAUUCAAAUCAUUGCCAGUGAUAUUUUUUGAAAGUGUAUGUGUCAAAACAGCAAUUUAGUCUUUUAAUUCUUUUUUUUUUUUAACACCUUUUUUCUUUUUAUCGGUACCAGGGAUCGAACUCACGACCGCCUGCUUGCAAGGCAGGCGCUUAUGCCUCUGAGCUAAAUCCCCAGCCCUAUGGUGUUUUAAUUCUUCAAAUGAGAUUUUUUUUUUUUUUUUUGCUGUUUCCUUAGUUUUGGAAAUACUACAAUUCAAAACUAUUUUUAAAUGUGUAAGUAUACACUUUUAAAAUGAUAUGUUUAAUUUUUGGUGACUUUGAGUUAGCUUCAAUAACUGAUAGAUUUUACUGUAGAACUAUUUUGUAGUAAAGCUCAUGCUUUUAGGUAUCUCUUAAAGUCAAAAUGCUUCCCUGUAAAGUAAGGCUAAUUCGUUGUAUUAACUUUAAAUAUCUAUUUUCAAACUUGAAUAAAGUAUUCAUUAUAGAAUUUUUUAUUUUAUCUGAUCUUAUAAAUAAUUUCUGGUAUUGAGAAAUGUGCUUAUAAUUCUAUAUUUUAACCUAAACCUUCAAAGAUUUUAGCAAUAACACAUUGUCUUCAUGAAAGGCAGUUACAUAUGAGGAAGGAAGGGGGCUUUCUGUUCUUCAGACAUUUUUAUGAAAUUUGAAAUAAUCUAAGACAUUCCUAACUGGCAGCUAUCAGUAGGAAAGAAGAGAUGGUGUUUAUCAAAAUGGUGUUAAGAAUGACAGUUUUGACCAGUUGCACAGCUCUGUAAUUGUAGGUGAUCCAUACUGACCUUGCCUAGUGUCUACUUUCUUGACAGUUAUGGUACUCUCUUCAUAAAGAUUUAACAUUUUUAUAGAGAAGAUAUAUAAAUGCACAUAAUAUCAUGUUUGAUACAUAGAAUGUGCUCUGAAAAAAUAUUGGUCGGCUUCCAUCAUUGCCUUAAUUUUCCUGAUUUAUCUUAAUUCUGAAAUAAAUUUUAAAUUAGUUUGAGUCAGUUUUUAAGAAAAGUACUGACAUCAUGAGAUAUAUGUUUAGAAUAGGUAAAUGACUAUGAAAGUAGUAAAUAAAAAAUGAAUGUAGUAAAUAAAAAUGAAUGUUUUUAAUGUUCAUCACAUAUUUUAGCAAAUAUCUGAUUUGUGUCUUGUGACUUGGAUAUGUAUAACUCAAGCAUUAUAUAACAGUAUUUUUAUCCUUUGACCCUUUCCACAUAUUAGGAUAAAAAGUGGGCUAAACAGUGUUUCUAUUUAUUCUAAUUUAUCUCAGAUCAUAUUUGACCUUAAAUAUUGCUCUGAAUAGAUUUUAUCAAGCUAUUAUCAGGUCCAGUGCUUGCUUUGUACAGUUAAAUAUCUUAAACUAAUCAAUAUUGUGUGGGUGUGGCCGGGAUUUAGUAGAUGAGUAAAUGGCUUUUAACUUCUAAUCAAAAUAUAACUAUAUAUUAUUUAGAAAAAAUAGUAGUCAUAACUCUUCAGUUCAUGAAGACUUGUCUGAUUUUUAAUAAUUAAUAAGUUUUUUCUGCCAAUGAGCAUUAGGUUACUGCUGACUUUUUAGUGUCACAGUACCUUGUGGUAGUUUUUCCACAGUUUAAAGGUGUAUUCCAGGUUUUUUUUUCUGUAAUGUUUACAUGAUACAGUAUGCACAAAAUAUAGGGAAAAUUCCUUUACAAGUUCCUAAAUGAUGCUAGCAUAAUGUAAGGAUCGGUCAGUUCCAUUGUCUCCUUAUGUCAGUCUUUUUCGGAGCUUGCUGAGAAGUCUAUAAGCCUGCAUGUGCCUGGCAACUGUUACCUAGUGACAGUUUCAGCUGCAGUAGCCAUUGGCUGUGUUGUUGAUUGGGGCAGGAGGACCGAGUCACCUUUCUGAUGGUGAGUUCUGCAUCAGCUCAGGAUGAGGAGGAGGAGCAGAGCUUGGGCUCAGGUGGAGGCAGGCAGUGAUACUGAGAGAAUCUACCGACAGCAUCCUGGUAACUGCAUCACAGUAAAUCGGACUUCUGAAUCAAGCAGCUUAGCCUAGCAGCUGAUAAAAGUGAAUGUAGGUGAGAAGCAUUACCUUAUUCCUGUAACAAGAGAACUAUUUUGUGAUAAAUGAAACUAAGACGGUAAAAGGAAGAAUAUCCCGUGGCUAUCACAGAAGGAUUUCCCUGAAUGAUGUGGUGGUGCACCAGAAAAUAACUUUCUGAAGAAUGCUUUCUAUUAAGCUGCUGCAUUGUUCCUGAAGGAAAUGUUUUUAUUUCUAUUAUAUGCUCUUUCUUCAAAAGCUAUGACAACCAGGACUGACAAGAGAUUCUUUGAAAUGCCUGUACUUUAAGAGGGGGGAAAAGACUUUGGCAAAUGUUAACCUGAUACAAGAAUGACCUUGGAAGCCUUUUGGAUGGAUUUUAUCCUGCCAGCCUUUCAGUAUUUCAAAGUCGAGGAUUUAAACUCAUCUUGAUGUUUUGAGGUAUUUUAAAGCAAGUCUAUCUCAGAACCUACCUAAUGGCCCUGGUAUUAAUUGAGCACUUGGUCAAAAUAGAAUACAGAAAUAGAAGAGGCAUUUUCUUAACAUGUGGCUACAUAAUUCCAAAUAGAAUAAAUAAGCUUGCCCUCCUCUCUUAUUCCCCAAAGCUGAGAUGUGUCAGUGGUGAAGUAAGGCUGAUGAAGAGACCUGAGCACUCUGGGAUGCUCAGCUGUAACAGAAGCACUGACACUGUCUGCCGAAGCAGAUUCUGAGGCACUUGUGUGCAGAGUGUAACAGAUGCUGCAAAGGGCACCUGCUUGCUGGAGCCAAGACUGCAAGUUCCUCUAAUUCCAAGCCAUGAAUGAAACCAGGUGGACUGAAUGGAACAUCCUGAACAUGAGCAGUGACAUUGUGAAUGUGUCUGAGCGUCACGCUUGCCCACUUGGAUUUGGUCACUACAGUGCAGUGGAUGUCUGCAUCUUGGAGACAGUUGUUAUUGUCCUGCUGACAUUUCUAAUCAUUGCUGGGAAUUUAACGGUCAUCUUUGUCUUUCAUUGUGCUCCACUGUUGCAUCAUUAUACUACCAGCUAUUUUAUACAGACGAUGGCGUAUGCUGAUCUCUUCGUUGGAGUUAGCUGCUUGGUUCCUACUCUCUCACUUCUUCACUACUCUACAGGUGUCCACGAGUCAUUGACUUGCCAGGUUUUUGGAUAUAUCAUCUCAGUUCUAAAAAGUGUUUCUAUGGCAUGUCUCGCUUGCAUCAGUGUGGAUCGCUAUCUUGCAAUCACCAAGCCUCUUUCCUACAAUCAACUGGUCACCCCUUGUCGCCUGAGAAUUUGCAUUAUUUUGAUCUGGAUCUAUUCCUGUCUAAUUUUUUUGCCUUCCUUUUUCGGCUGGGGGAAACCUGGUUACCAUGGUGACAUUUUUGAAUGGUGUGCCACCUCUUGGCUCACGAGUGCCUAUUUUACUGGCUUUAUUGUUUGUUUACUUUAUGCUCCUGCUGCCUUUGUUGUCUGCUUCACUUACUUUCACAUUUUCAGAAUUUGCCGGCAGCACACCAAAGAGAUAAAUGACCGAAGGGCCCGAUUCCCUAGCCAUGAAGUAGAUGCUUCUAGAGAGACAGGACACAGCCCUGACCGACGCUAUGCCAUGGUUUUAUUUAGAAUAACCAGUGUAUUUUAUAUGCUGUGGCUCCCCUAUAUUAUAUACUUUCUUCUAGAAAGCUUCCGAGUUUUGGACAAUCCAACACUGUCCUUCUUAACAACCUGGCUGGCUAUAAGUAAUAGCUUUUGUAACUGUGUGAUAUACAGCCUCUCCAACAGUGUUUUCCGGCUAGGCCUCCGAAGACUUUCUGAGACAAUGUGCACAUCUUGUAUAUGUAUUAAAGAUCAGGAAGCACGAGAUCCCAAACCUAGGAAACGGGCGAAUUCCUGCUCCAUUUGAGGAGACUCAGACAGUAAAUCAAAUGUAAUCUGACAGUGGGUUUAGAUUAUAUUCUUGAUUCAUCUGGAAGGUUGCCACCAGAGAAAUAUUUAUUUGAAUAGUUCACUGCAAAAUGAAGGAUGACACUGAAGAUCUCUCUCUCUAUUUUAUUUUAUUCUAUUCUCUCUCCUACUCUUUCUCUCUCUUUUACCUUUUUUUGUGGAGAAAACUAUAGUAAAAGAUGUGAAUUGGGUAAUACUAUGAGAAAAUCAGUGUAUGAAUAUAUAAAUGUGCAGUAAUAAGAAAAGUUAAGUACUGAGGAUGAAAAAAGUAUGUCUCUGAAAGUCUCCUAUAGGACAUAAGAAAAUCCUUGGCACCUCUCUUUUUCUGUCUUUGUCUGUGAUUUUGUUUCUUUUCAUGUUGCUUUGUGUUUCUGGAAAUUAUAUGUAUAAAUUGUCCUUUACAGAAGAUUGCUACAUAUUAAAUAUGUGGCGAGAUAUAACCAUUUGUAUCCAAGUAUACUUUUAAAUACACUAAUCUAUAAACCUUAAGUGAUUUCUUUAUGGACACACAGAGUAAGCAUUACAUUUUGUGAUCUGUCACACACCUUUUUUAAAAAAUUUUUUUUUAUAAUUUUCUCUGCAGCCCAAAUUUUCUGUUGCAAAUGAACAACCCCUGUUUUUUUUCUUCUGGGUAAAGUGACUUUACUUUCCUCCCAUUUUUCUAAUAGCCUAUUUUUUUCUUCAUUCCUUUUUUUUUUUUCCAUCUAAAUCCUAUUGUACCUUACUUCCAAAGUGUCUUAGCUAAUGAAAGAAACUAGUGUAUAAAAGCAAUCAUAAUGUUAAAUAAUUUAUUCCUUCCAAUUAAGCAAUGUAGUCACUUAUUGGGGAGACUGGGUCAAAUAUUUUUAAUAGGUUUCUGGAACAGUUUUAUCUUGUUUCUUUGAAAUUAGUUCAUGUGCCUACUGUGGUGUCAUUUUUUGCUGGAGUAGAGCUUUGUUUUUUUAAAGAAACCUCACAAGUAAUCCUAAUUCCGAUGCAGGAUACUCAGUAGAGGUGUAUCACUCUUGAUGUUAGUUGGAAUGUCCUUUUUAAAAAGCUUUUUUUUGUGUUAGGUUAAAAGUUAAAAAACUUUUUGCGUUAGGUCUAUAAUUGCUUACUGUUGUAUCCAGUAGUCAUUUGUGUAAUAUUCAUUUGCACAUACUAUAUUUUUUAAAACAAAGAAAUGUAAAUUAUAUUAUGUGAUCUGUGCUUAAUGUUUUCUUAGCACAAUAUAGAAGUCAAAUGUUAAAGUUGUCAGCAUUGGGAAAAGUAUACAUAGGAACCUAUUUUAAAAGGAAAAUACUUUUGUGUAGUUGUUAAAUAUUUAGAUAUUUAUAUUAGAUGAAGGUGAUUUUUAGUGCUGCUGAGAUUAUAUAAUAUACUUAAUUAAAUAAUCAAAUACAGCUAAGACUUAUCAGUAUUGUAUUUUAUAAUGAUCUGUUUUCAGAUGUAGAGGUUAAUUUAUUUUUUAGUGUGCUGAGAUUAUGUAAUAGAGUCAGGGGUUUAGAUGUAGCAAAGUGGCAUUAAAGAAAUUAAUAAUGAAGCAGGUGUAAGCAGUAGAGCAUCUAUACCUUACCUUUUAUCAUAAGUUGGAAAUUUUACAUAGCACUACUGAGUAUUUCUCUUCUCAGCAUUAUAAUUUCCAUGUUUGAUGAAAUGCAUUUAAUGAAAUGUGCCUAUGAGUCUUUAAUUUAAAAGCCAACCAUGUUUGCACUCUGGUGGUUUGACUUCACAGAUUAUUUAGUAAGAAUGUUGUCAUUUUAUUGAGGUUGUUCUGAACCCCUGUGUAUUUUUUAAGCAUAAGAAAAAGUUUAAAAUAAAUAAUAAAAGAGUAUUCUAUAUAUCAAAAUUAGACUUUGUUUCAGUUUAAUAAAUGUAAGGAUCCAGAGUUUACUCAUUUGUGAUGCAAAACCAAAUUGUUUCACAUUUCUCUCAUAAGGGUUUAUUUUUAUUCUUGUUUCCUGUUUGCCAGUGGACCCUUGAAUGAGUGGAAGUGUCCCUUUUAAAUUCAAACCAGUUCAAGGAAAAUUUGAAGUUCAAGGCAACAUGGCUUUGCCAAUUUUUCAGAUAUCGUAAACAAAACCUUCAACAUUGAAUACAUUAUUUGAGAAUAAAUUUUGAUUCCUGGAGCUGGGGAUAUAGCCCAGAAGCGGCUGGGGAUGGCACAUGCAGCUUCUUGGCAAGCACAAGGUCCUGAGUUUGAUUCCCAGGACAAAAUAAUAAUUAAUAAUAAUAAUAAUAAUAAUAAUAAUUUUUUAUUCCUUUACUCUAGAGUUUAUAGUUUGAAGAGACUCUGAAGAUGCUUAGGAAGCUUAAAGCCAUACUAUUAUGUUUUCUUCUUGGUUUUCCUAAUGGUAAUGAAUAAGAAAUUCAUUAUCAGUUGUGUGCCAGGCUUAAGUGUUACAUUUUACAUGUAAUACAACACUUAGUCCUCACUACAGAUGGUAGUAUGGUUAUGCACAGUCCAGAAAUGAGGAAAUGAAAGAGAAGUGAUGUACCCAAAGUCACUCAGCCAAUCAGUGACAGGUUCCUGCACAGUGUGUUGGCCUGGAGCCGACCCUGUGCACUUACCAUUAUGCUACACUGCUUUCUUUCCAAAGGCCUUCAGACCUUUUUACUUCUGUCUGUACUUUCUUCCUUACAGAAUUUCUCUGAAUUUUAAUUUUUUUUAUAACAAAAAACUACAAUUCUUUGCUUGUGAUAUCUUUUUCUUUGAUCUUGUGGGUUUCUUUUAUUAAAAUAGCAAUCUGAAAAGCUCAAACCUACCAGUUCAGUCUUUAAUCAAACUGAAACUCUAGGGCAUGGUAUCUCCCUGAUAUUAUUUUUUUCAAUUUUGUUAAGUUUUCCUUGAAUAACUUUUUCAAAUCUCUUUGAAUUUCUUUUUGAAAAAGUCUUUUGAAAGCAAAGAAUGGAAAAGAAAGGCUUUAUUGCACUGAGAGGAGACUGAGCCAGGCAACUUCUGAUUUAGGUUCUUUGCUUAUUGCAGUGGUUUUAUAUGCAACUCUUGGGCAGGCAGCUGCUUUCUUUUGACAUUUUACUAUGUUUGCAUAAUAAAGUAAUACUUAUUUUGAAAGUACUGUAUUGUUUAGAUUAGUAUGUUUGACGACUGGGUAACUUUUUGCUGUCAUUCUAUUGUACUCUGUAGUAGCUGUCUAGUUUGGUUAUACAUGAUAGUAAAAAAUGAUGCUGUGUUCUAUCACUUAAGGAUUCUGAUUUCUACAGUUGUUUCUAAAGUUAUGCAGUAUUUUAAAGGCUUUAUUACCUACUAGCAUGUGAAAUUUGGUUUGAAAUCCUGGCCCUCAUAAGCAUCUUGGCCUUAGGUAAGAUACCAAAUGUUCCAAAUCAUCAGUUUUCUUAUUGAUAAAUAGAGUCAGACACUUGUUCCUCCCUGUUCAGAUAGAUUUGAAGACUAAAUGAGAUUUUGUAGCUUGUGUGCUUAACCGAGCUUGUUGCAUACCAGAAAGUUGUUCAGAAUAUGGUAGCUGCUUUUUAUCUUUGUGGGUGCCAUGGUUAUUACCAUCACAAUUUAAAGAUCACUAAUUCCAAUUUAAAUAGGGUUAAUUCAUUGGUCAUUAAUGUUUUCUAAAAUACCACUUCUCAAUUUCAGAUGUAUUGAACCCAGAUGUUCUUAAAUAUAGGAAAAUUCCAUAAUUUCUAAACUCGUCUUUGAUUUUAGAAAUUUUGAUUCUAGUUGUUUUCUGCAUAAGUGUAAAUAAGGUUGCGAAAGUUUAAAAAUGCCAAAACAAACUGUAAAUUCAGGUCAGUAGAAUUACCUUAAUUGAGAAGCACAAAAAUAGUCCAGACUUUAGUUUUUUCUCUAAAAUUUAGGUUGUAUUUUUGAACCAAACAGAGAUAGCGAGAGAUAAACAGUGCAUUAGACUUGAGAUUAUCUCUUGACAUAAGUAUAUAUAUAUAUAUAUAUAUAUAUAUAUAUAUAUGCAUAUGCAGAUGUAUACUAUGUAAAUGACAACUUAAACAGUUUUUUUAUGUUCCAAGUAGAGUUUGAAAUUUAAAAUAGGUGCUAUACUAUAUCAUGCAUUUUGUGCUGCUAGCAUUGUCACGUUUUUUCCAUUUACCCUUUCAUGAAUUUUAUAAUUAAGUAUGUUAAAUUGAUAUUUUAAGUUAUAAAUUUGAAGAGGAUUAAAAGACAAUUUGGUAAGGAAAAGGUAGAAAAAGCCCACUUUUAAUAUAACAACCUAAAUUAUAUUUGGCUUUUGAAUUUUUAUUUUGGCAAAGGAAAAUGAUUCAAAAUUCUCCUUUAGAGCCAGACAUGGUGGUGCAUGCCUAUAAUGCCAGCACUUGGGAGACUGAGGCAGGAGGAUUGCUGUAAGUUUGAGGCCAGCUUAAGCUACAUAGUGAAUUCAAGGCCAGCCUGUCCUAUAUAGUGAGAUCUUGUCUCAAAAAAAAACCAAAAAAACAAAAAAACAAAAAAACCCAAACCAAAAUAAACCAAAAUUCUACAUAGAAUUGGUAAAGUAGCCAAUUUCAAAAUAGGGUAUAAUUUUUUAAUAUAAUAUAAUAACUUCAGUAUACUUGUAUGAUGGAUUUUUUUUUUAUCAAGGAUCGAACUCAGGACCUUGCUCUUGCGAGGCAGAUGCUUUUGCCACUGAGCUAAAUCCUGGGCCCCUGUAUCAUGGAUUUUUAAAAAAAUGUUCUUGCCAUUAAUUAUUUUAAAAUUUAAGGUAUGUAGUAAUCAAAAGCGUAAAAAGAUAUGCAUUCAUCUUUUUGUUUUUUUGGAAUAUAUUUUGAAGAAAAACUAAAUAUCCUUCAAAUUAAUUUUAUCUCACUCCUUAUGUCCUAAGACAGUUUUUAUGAAAACAAAACAAAACAAAACACUUAGGAAAUGUCUACAAUCUUAAAACUGUACUGAAUUUUUAGAUAUAUUUAUUUGGAAAUGAAUCAGGAGAGGUAAAUUUUGGAAAUUCAUAUUUAAAAUGUGAUAUUACUAAAUGGUCUUGUGGUAGCUUCUGUUAUUUUAAUCAUCAGCUUCACAUCUAGCCCUGCUUUCUCUGUUUAUAAAUGAGAUUUAAUAAUUAUAUUUGGACAAACCAUUAACAUUUAUUAGAGGAUUUUAAUUUGAUUUAUUUUUUAUAGUUUUGGAAGUAAGGGGUCACAUAGGGCAAAUACAUUUUUGUGCAUGUACGUGAGUGUUUGUUUUAAGGCUUCACUUGUACUCAAAUUACAAACCUGGAUUGCAUUCUCAAUUGUAAUCAUUGUUGGUAUUUAAUUACUUUUCAUGCCACUUAAAGUUGUAAAUUUUUAAUGAAAAUAUAUUAGCAGCAAAUUACUAAAAUUACAGAGGAGGAAUCAUUAUCUAGGUCUUUACCUGUAUACCAGAAAUUUUCCUAAUGCCUGGAAUUAUUAUACAUUGCAAACAGAUACCAGAUAAAUAGAUGGAUGGAUAGAUGGAUGGAUGGGUAGGUGGGUGGAUGGAUGGACUGAUAGGUAGAUAUUAGAUUUUGAAGUACCAUUCUUGAGUGGAAUUACUCAUGAGGUCUCAGAAUCAUAAUGCAGGAUAUUCAUGAGGAAAAUGGAGACAGAAUAAAGAAAAAUAGAAUGUUGUGCUUUUGUAGUUGCUAAAGAAUUUUUUAAAGAAGGAGUAGUGAUUGAUUUCAGCCCGAUUUAUCAAGGCAUAAGGAAGAUUUUUGACAUGCAGAUAAAAACCAUGACUCCUGCAGUUUGUCCACUGAACGCUGUCAAUGAAGUGCAGAUCUACUCUUUUAAAGUAAUUUUUACCUUUAUAUAGUUGAUCUACCUAGUUUUUUUUAAAAUUUGGAUACAGUUCUUUGCAUGUAAAACUUAUUAUCUUUAUUCAACUAAUAUGUUUCAUUUUACUUUUAAAUACAAAAUCAUUAAUAACUUUGGAUGUAAUCAUCAAACAUUAGAAUUUGUUAAACUUCCUAUCAGUAAUGAGCUGAUUGAUCUGUAAAGCAAAAAUCCUUUGCUGUAGUAAUCCAAGAAGCAGUAAAACAGAAAACUGUAAGAACUGAAGAUGUAGUAGUAGUGUGUCAAAUACGUAUGUAGCUCUAAAGUGUAUAUGACUAGGAGAUUUUAUAGUUUGACAUUAAUUUAUAUGACAUUAUCAGUAAUUUCUUGGUAAUUUGUAAGUUAGAAUGUGAGUGGAUGUAGUCAUACACGAAGCUAAGAUUUAUUACAGCCGUAGAAAUUUUAUGUUUUGAUGUUGGCAACUAAUUUGUGAGAAUAUAGAGCAGUUUUAAAUGAAUCACAAUUGAUUUUUCUCCCAGACUAAGAAGUUUUGUUUUGUUUUUUUCAUUUUGAUACAGGCUUUCACUAUGCAGUUCAGUUUGGCCUUGAACUCAUGUUGUAGCUCAAGCUGGCCUCAGACUUGCAGUGAUCCUCCUGCCUUGGCCUCCCUAGUGCUGGCAGUGUGCCACCACAUCCAUCCCAAAUUGAACAGUUUAAAAAACCUUGAUCACUCACUUAACUCCAAGUGUUCAGUGCAUUAUAUAUAAGUUAUUGACUUGGUAAAUCUAUCAGAGAGUUUUUGCCUCAAGUUUAGUAAGAGAAAAUGAAUACAUGAUCUUGACGUUUAUCUUAAUCAUACACUUCAAUAUUUCAUUAGAAUAAAAGUAAACAGUAUUCCUUCUGAAUAAAAACCAAUUCUUUUAAGUGUUUUUAUGCACUAAGCACUGUUUGAAAGCACUGAAGUAACAGAACCAUCAUUUGAACCCACAUACUCCCAGUGAAUAUUUUAAUAAUUUGUUGAUCGUGUUUUUUCUAAAAAAUGAAUAGCAUAAUAUCAAGUAAAGCGGUGCAGUGAAAGAUAGUAAAUGGUGACAUUUUUAUUAGUUUGAUUUUUAAAACAGAUUUCAAGGGCUCAUUAGAAUCUCCUGCCCAUUUCAGAACCAUCACCGUAGGCUCUUAGGAGAAGAGCAGAGGGAUUUCUUGCAGAGAUCACUUGAGUGGAAAGAUAAUGUCCCACCAGCUUCCCUUUUACUAUUUAGCACCUUUUAUUUCUGACUACUCUUAACAGAAUUAAUUGUAGCUAAUCCUCUACAUUCAUUUUUAAAUUAUGCCUCUUCUAAUUCCUGUCUUUUUCAUAUAACUAACAUUCUUUUUCUUCUUCAAAUGUGAUUCUUUUUUGUUGUCUUUAAGUUUUAAAGAAAUAUUUCUUGAAGGACAUUAGGAAGACUAUUUAAAAGAUAAAGCAAUAAGUCAUGCAUAGUUCAUUUACCCACAUGUAACUAGUUGUGAUAAUGGUUGUUGACUUUGCUUUGUUCUUUUUCUGUUUCCCCCUGUUGGGGGAGGGAGAACUUUCCUGAAAGUAGGGUUUUUUAAAAAAUGUGUUCGUUUGUAUUUUUCUCAUAUUAUUCCAUGCUGUUUUAAAAAAAUCUUUAUAAAACUCUAUCCAUAUUUAAUAGUAUUUUCUUACAGUUUUUUGGAAAAUACUGAGCUACACUCUAUGAAGAUAAAAAAUUAUUCAUAUGUUUUGCCAAAUUGUUUUCCAAAAGAGCAAGUCAGUUUAUCUUCAUGCCAAUAGUGUAUCAGAUGACAGUGUUUUACAACAGACUUGCCAACAGCAAUUCUACAUUAAUCAAUAAAUUAAGGGAAUUAGAGUUUCAGUUUAUUUUUGGUUCUACAUGGUAUUUUUCUUCUCUGCACUACAAUUAAAAAUAAAAUUGGAGAUAUAUUAAAUAAGAUGGAUCUGUGGAACCUCUUUUAAAAAAAUUGUUUCAAAUUAUUUAUUUCAAGAUUCUCUUAGCUUAGAUCGUCUUCCCAUUUUUAUGAAUUUACCAUUUACUCUGUGCCACUUUUUUUGUCAAGGCUAUGUAUUAUUUUGAAAAUGAUGAGUUCUGUCAGUGCUGUUCUCCAUUAUUAGUGCUGGCUUCGGCCUUGUGUAUUUCAUGGUACCUUGUGUGUGCUACACUUUGAGAAAAGCUUAGAUUUUUUUUUUUUUCAUAUUCUUUUGCAUCUCUUCUAACAGUGACAUUCAUCCUGGCUUCUUCAGAUAAAGUAGGGUCUUUUCCUAAGGGAGGAAAAUACAUGGAGGCCUAUAUCCUUGACAAGCUUGUGAUAUGAAGAAUCUAGCUGUUGACUGAGGACUCCAGGCCUGGAUUUAGCACUUAAUAUUCCCCUAACCUUCAGAACCAUGGGUGUAGUUCUGAGAGUCAUGACUGGAGCGUGGUAGACAGGGGAGUGGCUUUGCCACUUUAUAGAAGUCAUACCUGAGGCAGGCAGGCACACAGGUCUUUUUCUUCUCAGUGUAUCUUUUUAUCUCUCUAGUUUUAACUCAGUAUGCUUUGUGUGUGGUGAUUACUCCAUUAUUUGUUGAGCUGUGUGCAAAGCGCUUUGUAUAUAGUAACCUAUUUUUUUAUCUGAGUGAAUUUAAUUGUUAGGAUUAAUCAUGUUUCUUGAGUCUCUUCCCAGCCAUCCCUUUCCCUCCAGCUCAGUGAGGGUGUGGUUGGAUUGAAAAAUCUUUUUUCUUUGUCUUUUUGUUAGUGCAUAAAUGGCCAUAAUACAGAUCAACCUUUUUUUUCUUUUUUUUGGUACUGAGGAUCAAACUCGCGACCUUUCACUUACUGGGCAGGCGUAUACGCCACUGAGCUAAAUCCUCGGCGUGACAAGAUACACAAAAGAAUAUUUUCGCAGAGUUGAAAGAUUACUUAAUACUAUAUGGCCAGACCACCCUGAACAUGCCUGAUCUUGUCUGAUUAUUUAUUAUAGCUACCAUUUACUAUACCUAUCCACUUUAAUUGAAUUCUUCCUUUGAUUAUAUACAUUCAGUGGAACUGUAUUCUGCGAUGCAUGUGUGAGGAAAGUAAAUUCCUUUUGAUGUAUCUGGCUUUUAGGAAAUACUUCUUUAUAUUUAGCUGAAAUUUUUAACGUCUUCUAACUUCUUCCAACUGUGAUUAUAUGGAAAAAAAUUAAAAUUUCUUUUUUACCUAAGAACUGUUUGUAUACCUUAGUAGAGCCUUUAUUUUUAUUAAUCUUCUCCUAGUCUUGAACCAUUCUCAUAAAAUGUGAGUUUGAAGCUCUUCGUCAGCUUUUCCUUGAGAAAGCUAUAAUAUACCCUUCUAUAAAUCACACUCAAAGCUGAAUAUAAUGCUUUAAGUGUAAUACGACCAGUAACAAGUAAAAGUGAGAGUAUCGUUUUCUCUUGUUUGUACACUGUACUGUUGUUUAUUCAGACCAGAAGAAAUUAAUUAUUGUGCUAAUUAUAUUUUGUUGUUAAGAUAAUAAAAUGCAAAUUUAUAUAUCUUUUCCCUA
This is a messenger RNA of Cavia porcellus (domestic guinea pig), 19346 nucleotides long. RefSeq names its product G protein-coupled receptor 52 (gene Gpr52). The record is from RefSeq and is a predicted model, not a curated record. The coding region runs from base 9013 to 10098 and encodes 361 amino acids. NCBI's taxonomy places the organism in Eukaryota, Metazoa, Chordata, Mammalia, Rodentia, Caviidae. The transcript is spliced from 2 exons. Gene Ontology annotation, molecular function: G protein-coupled photoreceptor activity. Gene Ontology annotation, cellular component: plasma membrane. Gene Ontology annotation, biological process: G protein-coupled receptor signaling pathway; phototransduction; cellular response to light stimulus.